This is a messenger RNA of Aspergillus japonicus CBS 114.51, 753 nucleotides long. RefSeq names its product alpha/beta hydrolase. The transcript has a single exon. The record is from RefSeq and is a predicted model, not a curated record. Bases 1 to 753 code for a protein of 250 amino acids. Lineage: Eukaryota; Fungi; Ascomycota; Eurotiomycetes; Eurotiales; Aspergillaceae.
AUGCCCUCAACCGCCAUCCUCUUCGUCCCAGGCGCCUGGCACAGCCCAAGCUGCUUCAACCAGGUCAUCGACCUCCUCCAAUCCACCACAAUCUACACCACCGACGUCGUCCACCUCCCAUCCGUCGGUCCCGAGAACCACCACUACCUUCAUGACUUCACCGUGGACGUCCAGCAAAUCCGCACCCAGAUCCUGCGCCUCGCCGCUGCCACCCACCGCAUCCUCGUGUUCGCGCACUCCUACGGCGGCGUCGUCGCCAGCGAGGCCAUUCAGCACCUGGACUUCGAGACCCGCCAGCAAGCAAACCUCCCCGGCGGCGUCACGCAUCUCUUCCUGUGCUGCUCUUUCCUCAUUCCCGAGGGCCGCUCGCUCAGGGACGCACUCGGCGGUCAAGACGCCCCCUGGGUGGAGGUCUCGGCGGAUCGGAUGGCGGCGAUGCCUCGUAAUCCGAUCGAGGUGUUCUAUCAGGAUGUGCCGGAGACGGUGGCGCGCGCGGCCGUGGCGGAGCUGAAACCGCAUAGCUAUCGCACGUUUCUCAGCGUCUGUCGCUUUGCGGCGUGGAGGGUCGUGCAGAUCACGUACCUUUAUUGUGAAAGGGAUCGGGCGAUCCCGGUGGCGGUGCAGAAGCAAAUGGUGGAGCAGGUCGGGCAGGGGCAUGGUAUUCGGACGGAGACGCUGGAUGCUGGGCAUAGUCCGUUUUUGUCGAGGGUGGAGAAGGUGGUUGCUGCGAUUCGCGGAGCUGCUGAGCUUUGA